CUUGCCACCACCUGUUCACUUCUCACUCCUCACCAUACUACUCGCAGACAAGUACAUCACACCCCACGUCCACAGAUAAAAGAAAGAGUACCGAAACCAAAUCUGAUCAAGUCCAACACGAUGUCAGGCGAAUCUUCUGCUCCAAGUUCCGGUCAGGGUACACCAUUACCUUCACCAAACAUCACCCCUUUGCACGAUCCGAAGAGAGAAGCAAAGGUAAUGCAAUUACAUAAACCUUUAGGUGCUGUGAAUCCAAACCCAGUGGUUCCCGGUCAAACGACAGAACCAACUUUACAUGGUGGUGUAGUGGGAUUAGGACAAAAAGCUUUAUUAGCGAAAAAGUUUGCUAAAGCCAAUAAAUCUACCAUCUCACCCACCGACGCUUUACAAUCACCUAUCACAGCCAAAUUGGCAGGUGCUAAACAACGUCAUUUCGCAAAGGGUAAACCAGCGGGCUUGACAAGUGCUUUGACCGCUAUGCGAGAUAUCACCUCUGCUCCUAAAUGAACGUUACUUUUUUACUUGUGUCUUGAAUCUGGUGUUUUGAUCCAAAAGGCAGUGCCUUGAAAUAUUUUUAUCCUGUAUACCCCUCUAUCUAUGCAUGUACCCUAUUUCUCUUUC
Messenger RNA from Tremella mesenterica DSM 1558, 621 nucleotides. RefSeq lists its product as uncharacterized. The transcript is spliced from 5 exons. The coding region runs from base 121 to 507 and encodes 128 amino acids. NCBI's taxonomy places the organism in Eukaryota, Fungi, Basidiomycota, Tremellomycetes, Tremellales, Tremellaceae. The record is from RefSeq and is a predicted model, not a curated record.